UGAUUUAGUCGUUAACGCGCGGCCAACACGAUCACAUCGCAGAUCCGACCAACUAUACAAGUUAUAUAGCAUAUAUGUAUAUAUAGUGCGCGGCGGUGCGGAUUCUGUUUACCGUUGAUCAGCGUUGAUUUAGAUUUAUGUUUUGGUUUUUCGCCGUCUCUGUCAACGAGUGUUUUCGGUUAAUUGCCAGCUGUUAAAAGGUUUUUUCAAGCAUCAAUUUUCUAGUUACCGAUUUUACUUGGAUAUUACCAAAAAAAAUAUAGAAAAUUGCAUUCAUUCCUGAUUAUAAAUAAUAAAAGUGUUUUAUAGGCAACGUCAUGACUAAGAAUGGGCAUAGCAAUGCGGCUUACGUCGGCGACCAUGCAGACAAAUUGGAACUGGCCGAGAAGGGUCAGAAGAACAAGGCCAUAGUGGCCAAGGAUCCCGACUACAAUCCCUACCAUCAUCGUGAUGUGGAGCACCCCACAACGAACUCGGAGACUCUUUUUCAUUUGUUAAAAGGUUCCUUGGGAACUGGUAUACUGGCCAUGCCAAAUGCCUUCCGUAACUCUGGGUACAUCACGGGAUCCAUUGGAACCAUUGUCAUUGGCUUUAUUUGCACCUUUUGCAUCCAUCAGCUGGUCAAGGCGCAAUAUGAACUGUGUCGCAGAAAGAAGAUGCCCAGCAUGAACUAUCCAAUGGUGGCGGAAACAGCAAUGGGCGAAGGACCCAAGUUCUUCCGUUUCUUUGCUCCAUAUAUUGGCACAGUGGUCAAUACUUUUCUGCUGAUCUAUCAACUGGGCACCUGCUGCGUGUACGUGGUUUUCGUGGCCUCCAACAUCAAGUCCAUUGUAGAUGCAGUGGCUGAUACAAAUAUCGAUGUGCGACUCUGCAUGAUCAUUAUCCUCCUGCCACUGAUCCUGAUCAACUGGGUCCGCAAUCUGAAGUAUCUGGCUCCCUUUUCCACACUGGCCAACGCCAUAACAAUGGUCUCUUUUGGUAUUAUCUGCUACUAUAUCUUCCGGGAGCCACUCACCACAGAAGGCAAGGAUGCCUUUGGAAAACCCUCGAAUUUCCCGCUCUUCUUUGGCACAGUUUUGUUCGCCUUGGAGGCCAUUGGUGUGAUUCUGCCCUUGGAGAAUGAGAUGAAGACCCCGCAGAAGUUCGGUGGCAGCUGCGGAGUCCUCAACGUAUCCAUGGUCCUCAUUGUGUUCCUCUAUGUGGGCAUGGGUCUCUUUGGUUAUCUCAACUAUGGAUCCGCGGUGCUGGGUUCCAUUACUCUAAACAUGCCAGAGCAUGAAGUUCUCUCCAUGUGCGUCAAGGGAAUGCUGGCGUUCGCCAUCUAUAUUACCCAUGGACUCGCUUGCUAUGUGGCAAUUGAUAUUACCUGGAACGACUAUGUGGCCAAGAGUCUGGGCUCCCAGCGAAAUGCUUUGUUCUGGGAAUAUGCAGUCCGAACGGUCCUCGUCCUGAUCACCUUCCUCCUUGCCGUGGCCAUUCCCAAUCUGGAGCUGUUCAUCUCUCUGUUUGGAGCUCUAUGCUUGUCUGCCCUAGGUCUAGCUUUCCCGGCUCUCAUCCAGAUCUGUACGCAUUGGUACCAGACCAAGGGAAUCGGAAAGGCAUGGCUAGUGUUAAGCAACUUUGUGCUCAUCAUUGUGGGCAUCCUAGGCCUAGUAAUCGGCACGUAUACCUCGCUCAAGGAGAUCGUUUUGACCUUCUCCGAGUAGUCAUAAUAUUUGUAAAUCUAACUACGCCAGCGGGCAUUCCAAUUCAAGCGAAAGUAUUAUGAGCAAUCGAAAGAUAUUGAAAUCUGUAGACAUUCGCAGCGCAGCACAAAUGACAAGAUACAGAUGCAGAUGCAACUAAGGAUAUUGUUACAGUUGAGCUGAGAUCUGCUGUACAUGUGUAAACUUCUACUCUGAGCUAUUUGUUAUGUGUAUUUGUAUAGAAUUUAUCAGAUUUGUGAUAUUUUUAAGCAUCAUGCCCAAGAAUCUGUAGAACAAGUGUGUGUAUAUCAUAUAUCUCUUUAUGUAGUAAAUAACGUUUUGAUAAGUAGUUUAGUGCCAAGUCACAUCUUUAUAAGUCAUAUUUAAAGUACGAUAGCAGUUAACCACAAUAAUAAACAUAUUUUGCCAUAUUAA
Messenger RNA from Drosophila eugracilis, 2120 nucleotides. Its product is annotated as proton-coupled amino acid transporter-like protein CG1139. The coding region runs from base 318 to 1706 and encodes 462 amino acids. Gene Ontology annotation, cellular component: vacuolar membrane. Lineage: Eukaryota; Metazoa; Arthropoda; Insecta; Diptera; Drosophilidae. Gene Ontology annotation, molecular function: amino acid transmembrane transporter activity. Gene Ontology annotation, biological process: amino acid transmembrane transport. The transcript is spliced from 7 exons. The record is from RefSeq and is a predicted model, not a curated record.